UGAAAGAAACUUUUAUUGACAUACAUAAAUUGAUUUUAAAUAGUCACAUCUAUACCGGUAAUACUUCUUGAUGACAGCAUGGGGAUUUUGUUCGGUGUUUUUGCUUCAGCACUUUUAGGGCUGCUUGCAACAGGGGCGAAUCACAAAUAUCUCCGCCUGGAGCCCCCGGGCCGCUUCCAUGCCUUCUUCACGGGAGACAGUUUUUUCAUCACGUGCAUGGCAGGCGCAAGGAGUGGUGCCACGCGAUUGACUUGGCAAUCACCAGCAGGGAAAGACAUCACCCUCAGCACAGGAAGAGUUCACGUAGAAGCUGACCCGUACAACCCUCUUGGCUUAGAGUUGGUCUUCGAAGAUGUUAGAUAUGAAGAUCGAGGAACGUACACGUGUUCUGCGAUCAUUGAUGGGCAAGAACGGAAAACGCACUUUAUGCUAACAGUUUACCUUUCAUUAACAUUUUGGGGAACUCCCGAGCAACAAUAUGGCAAAGAAGGAGAUGAUUUUAUGAUUACGUGUAAUGUUCGAGCAGAUCCAACUCCUAUUGUUUCAUGGUAUGCUAAUGGCAGCAUAAUUCUCGAAGGUCCCCGUCAUACAAUAACAGAAGACGGUCUUUUCAUUCGCAGUCUUCGGCCAACAGAUGCAGGCAAUUACACGUGUCGAGCAUUCGUCGUCACGCCCCACAGCUCUCAAAUGAAAGACCGCAACAUACUUCUUCAUGUCCACUACAGGCCCGUCUGGCACGUGCCCCAUCUGGAGAGAACCCAUGGCAUCUUAGGAACGACGGCCAACUUGACGUGCGCAGCCCACUCUCAGCCUCCACCAGUUUUCGAAUGGUUUCGAGACAGAACCCUGCUUGGAAACAGUCCUCUUUACAGGAUUAUCAACGAAAAAUGGAGGAGUGUUUUAACGAUACAUGUUAAAGAAUCCUCUGUCUUCGGAAAUUAUUUAUGCGUCGUAAGCAAUUCUUUGGGAGAAGUACACAGAGCAAUAUCAUUAAUAGAAGGAGUUAUUCCUGACCCCCCUGAUUUCAUCUUGCUCAGCUAUGAACCAGGGAUAUUAAUCGUGAAAUUUACUCCUUCAAGUGCAGAAAAUGCGUUACCCAUCCUGGGCUACAGAAUACAAUGGAGACUUGCAACGGACAGCGAUUGGCGUCAAGCACGGUAUCAUCGGGCCAGUAUAGGCAACGAGUUUGUGAUACAUGACCUGAGCUUCGAAAGUGCGUAUUCUGUGCGAGUGUCAGCCCAUAAUGCAGUGGGUUACAGUAAUUUUUCUGAAGAAAUAGUUCAGAGGACAAAAGGCCUUUUGGCCGAAACUGUAGUAGACGGUAGCAGUGUGUCUUCCUCUUACAAUUCCGCACUGUCGUCUAUGUGUUGCAAUUCUUUACAUCUUCGGCAGCAAGUGGCAUUCGUAAUGCUUCUUAUUUUUAUAUACAACAAACGUUGAAAACUGGAGUAUGUGUUAAUGAAAGAAUUGUUUUUAAUGAAGCCCAUUCAGUGAGGAACUUAAGAGUUUAAGCGAUGUGUGGUGUCAAGAGAUUCUCUUCAAAAUGAGCACUGAGAUGUCAAGUAUGAAUUUUUUACAAGCUCUUGGUUGCAUUAAACGAAUGUUAGAUGUGUCUAAAUGUGAAGAACUUCUAAUGGUGAAUGAUGUCUGCAAUGUGGUUCGUUAAUGAGAAAAAAAACUGAGAUAUUUUGCAUUUCCUUGAUCAAAUAAAUGAGCUAUGUACUACAUAUAUUUCACUCGACACAAUAUGUUAGCUUUUUGCUUGAUGCGAUGAGUUGUAUUUUCAAUAAUUGUUAAUGUAUUUUGUUUUGCCAGAAAUGCUUUGGAUUCUUAAAUUUUUAAAUUAUAAUAAAAAUUUUAAUUGAAGAAAGGAUUAACGGGAGGUUGUAUCUCACGUAUAAAUACUUUUAUUGCCAUAGCAAUGAGAGUAUCGAUGGUAAAUUUACCCAGCUACUAUUUCAAACAUGGCAUGUUUUGAGAGGAGUAUAAAAGGGGCAAAUUAGCUUUUUUCUAUUUUCAUUUCUAGCUUCGUCUUCACCAUCAUAUCAUAAAUUAGUAUCUCGCGGUAUUUUAUUAAAAAAAAAAAAGAUAUAAGAGUCUGAAAACCGGUGUAAAAAUGUUGUGAGAAGAAAUUUAUGAAAUUUGUAUAAAAUUAAUUGUGCCAUACAUAAUGAAGAACUAAAUAAUAAUAUAUGAAGAGAUAAACAUUACAAAAAUGCGUAGCUAAAAUUUGUUAUAUGACGAAAUAUAACGUCUAUAUUAAUCAACUAUUAAUCGAAUCACAUGUUUCUUUGACAGGUAAACUUCGUGUAAACUAAUGCAAAUUUGUUGUAAUGGUGCCAUUAAUCCCUACUGUAAUUAAUUUUUUUUUUUUCAAAAUGUAUUUUGGGUCGAUGUUGCAACACUUUCAACGUAAUUUUUGUUUUAAAGUGAAUUUUUUAAG
This is a messenger RNA of Uloborus diversus, 2443 nucleotides long. RefSeq names its product fasciclin-2-like. Gene Ontology annotation, biological process: cell-cell adhesion. The record is from RefSeq and is a predicted model, not a curated record. Gene Ontology annotation, molecular function: cell adhesion molecule binding. Bases 79 to 1440 code for a protein of 453 amino acids. Gene Ontology annotation, cellular component: cell-cell junction. Lineage: Eukaryota; Metazoa; Arthropoda; Arachnida; Araneae; Uloboridae. The transcript is spliced from 9 exons.